Penicillium salamii is the source of this 2601-nucleotide messenger RNA. Lineage: Eukaryota; Fungi; Ascomycota; Eurotiomycetes; Eurotiales; Aspergillaceae. The record is from the annotation of a GenBank genome assembly.
AUGCCGAGCCAAUCGCGCGACCGAGAACGUCGCGACAGACGAGAAAGAGAUCGCACACGAGACCAGGAACGCCGACGUCGAGAUCGUGACUACGACCGCGACCGCGAGUAUAUUCGUGGUCGCUACGAACGGGCCGAAGAAGGCACACCCAGUCCCAGCAACGAGCGGAGCGCAAAGUACCGCUUCCGCGGGGAAUCGGGGCACGAAUCUAAUUCACACACGGAUCGUGAUGAAUAUGACGAAGAGCGCGAGCUAGAGCGUGAACGGAGGCGAGAACGCAGACGUCGACGCCGCGAAGAAGAUGCUCUGGCCUAUGGGUCUCCUGUCUCGGAGCGACGGCGGGAACGGGGAAGCUCCAGGCCGAACGACUCUCCUAUUUCGCCGGCUAAAAGAAGGGAGCGACGAGAGGACCGUGAUGGCUACCGACGAGGAGAUGGUGACAGCCCUGUGAGAGAACGUAGGGACCGUCGGAAUCGCGAUGUUGACGUUGAUGCUGAGGCCGAGGCGCGACGACUGAGACGACGCGAGCGGGAACGGGAAAGACAGCGUGAGAGGGAUCUUGAUGCCGCUGCUGCUGUGCCGGCGAAGAAACACCGCAGUAUGGAAUCUACGAGCAGUGCGUCCCAUCUACUGAGCGUUGACGCUAUGGCGCGGCUGGCUGCCCAACAUGAAGACAAUGAUCAGCGAGAGCUGGCACGGAGCGAAGAAGAGGCGCGCAAAGAGCGGCGACGGCAGCGAAAACGGCCGGUCGUGGACGAUGCUGGUAGUGCUGCGCUUAGUGCUGAUGUCGCGGAGGGACGCUCACGUCACAAAGCUGGGGCCCGAGUUGUGUCGGGUGCAUACUUGGAGGAGGGGCAUAGUUCCGAUGCACGGGUUCGCCGUCGGGGUGGCGGUGGUCCAGCCAUGGAAGACCACUGGAAAGAGGAGGAUAGCUGGGAGGGCAGCUAUGAUAGUCGAGGAGGACCGCCAGCAUGGAAGUUCUGGUCCAAUUGGUCUAAGAGAAAACGCAUUCUCCUCGGCUCUCUGUUAUUGUUGGUCCUAGUACUAGCGAUUGUCAUACCAGUUGCUAUUGUCGUUUCCAAGAAGAAUGAUUCCGACACAGGCUCAUCAGGACCGUCCAGCUCAGGCGAUCCCUCAAAUUCGAACCUGGAUAGCAUCAGUCGUGACAGCAUUCCGAGCUAUGCAAAGGGCACUGUAUUGGAUCCAUUUACAUGGUACGAGACCAAUGGAUUCAAUGUCACAUUCACCAAUGCCACUGUGGGGGGUCUUUCCCUCAUGGGCAUCAACUCAUCCUGGGAUGACUCGACACGGGCAAAUGACAAUGUACCUCCCCUCAAUAAGGCGUUCCCAUACGGCACCCAGCCCAUUCGGGGAGUGAAUGUUGGAGGAUGGUUAUCUAUCGAGCCGUUCAUUGCACCAUCAUUAUUCAAGAGAUGGUCAUCAUCUGAUGGAAUCGUUGACGAAUACACCCUGACAAAGAAGCUCGGAAACUCUGCGGCAUCCACCAUUGAAAAGCAUUAUGCCGACUUUAUCUCUGAAUCGGACUUUGAAGAGAUUAAAGAUGCUGGGUUAGACCAUGUUCGGAUCCCUUACUCCUACUGGGCUGUCACUACCUAUGAAGGUGAUCCAUAUGUCCCCAAAAUUGCCUGGCGUUAUCUCCUGCGCGCCAUUGAAUGGGCCCGUAAAAAUGGACUGCGUGUGAAGCUUGACCUCCACGGUCUCCCUGGCAGCCAAAAUGGCUGGAACCACAGUGGCCGCCUGGGCAGCAUCAACUGGUUGGAGGGCUCAGACGGCGAACUUAACCGCAAGCGCUCACUCGAGAUUCACGACCAAAUCUCGAAAUUCUUUGCCCAAGACAGAUAUAAAAACGUGGUUACCAUCUACGGCUUGGUAAACGAGCCUCUCAUGUUGUCACUACCGGCUGAUAAGGUUCUGAACUGGACGCAAGAGGCAGCGGAGCUGGUUCGCAAGAACGGAAUCAAUGCCACUCUGGUCUUGCACGAUGGUUUUUUGAAUCUCAAUAAAUGGGAUAACAUGUACAAGACUCACCCGGACAAUAUGUACCUGGACACCCACCAGUACACCACAUUCAACACGGGCGAGAUUGUCCUCAACCAUACUGCUAAAGUGGAAAUCAUCUGUAACAACUGGUACUCCAUGCUCCAGGAGAUCAACUCGACAUCAUCUGGAUGGGGCCCCACGAUAUGCGGCGAGUGGUCUCAAGCGGAUACAGACUGCGCGCAAUACGUCAACAAUGUCGGUCGUGGCACUCGCUGGGAAGGAACAUACGAUACCAAAGAUUCCACUGCGUAUUGCCCAACAGCAGACGAUGGGACCUGCAGCUGCUCCAAGACAAUGGUCGACCCGGCCAUUUAUUCAGACACAUACAAAAGCUUCCUACAGACCUACGCCGAGGCCCAGAUGUCCGCAUUCGAGACAGCCAUGGGUUGGUUCUACUGGACCUGGCGCACCGAGUCAGCAGCACAAUGGAGCUACCGCACGGCAUGGAAGAACGGAUUCAUGCCCAGCAAGGCGUACUCGCCAUCUUUCAAGUGCGGAGACACGGUCCCUGAUUUCUCAGGCAUGCCGGAAUACUACUGA